Messenger RNA from Myotis davidii, 4679 nucleotides. It is a transcript of the gene GALNT4, whose product is annotated as polypeptide N-acetylgalactosaminyltransferase 4. The record is from RefSeq and is a predicted model, not a curated record. Gene Ontology annotation, cellular component: Golgi apparatus. The transcript has a single exon. Lineage: Eukaryota; Metazoa; Chordata; Mammalia; Chiroptera; Vespertilionidae. The annotation marks the transcript as partial.
CUGCUGCUGGCGCUCCUGACCGUGGCCUACGUGCUGGUGGAACUCUCGGUCUCCAGGCUCCCUGCCGCCCCGGGAGCGGGCCUGGCCUGGGAGCGGGGGCCGAGGCAGCUCCCGGACCCCGGGGCCGGGGCAGAAGAUCUGUCCCGGCCGCUGUACGAGAAGCCGCCCGCAGACCCCCAGGCCCCGGGGGAGUGGGGCAAAGCCAGCCACCUCCAGCUGAGCGAGGCCGAGCGGAAGCAGCAGGAGGAACUCAUUGAGAGAUAUGCCAUCAACAUCUACCUCAGCGACAGGAUCUCCCUGCACCGCCACAUCGAGGACAAGAGGAUGCCCGAGUGCAGGUCCAAGGCGUUCCACUACCGGCGGCUGCCCACCACCUCCGUGAUCAUCGCCUUCUACAACGAGGCCUGGUCCACGCUGCUCCGCACCAUCCACAGCGUGCUGGAGACCUCCCCCGCGGUCCUCCUGAAGGAGAUCAUCUUGGUGGAUGACCUGAGCGACCGCGUCUACCUGAAGGCGCAGCUCGAAACGUACAUCAGCAACCUGGAGAGAGUCCGUCUGAUCCGGACCAACAAGCGGGAGGGCUUGGUGCGGGCCCGCCUGAUCGGGGCCACGUUUGCCACGGGGGACGUGCUCACCUUCCUGGACUGCCACUGUGAGUGUAACUCGGGUUGGUUGGAACCCCUUUUGGAAAGGAUCGGCGAGGACGAAACGGCCGUGGUUUGUCCCGUGAUAGACACCAUUGAUUGGAAUACUUUCGAAUUCUAUAUGCAGACCGGGGAGCCCAUGAUUGGCGGGUUUGACUGGCGUCUGACGUUCCAGUGGCACUCUGUCCCCAAACAUGAACGGGACAGGUGGAAAUCGAGAAUCGAUCCCAUCAGGUCGCCCACCAUGGCCGGGGGACUGUUUGCUGUCAGCAAGAAAUAUUUUGAGUACCUUGGAACGUAUGACACUGGGAUGGAGGUGUGGGGAGGUGAAAACCUGGAGCUGUCUUUCCGGGUGUGGCAGUGCGGAGGGAAACUGGAGAUCCACCCGUGUUCCCACGUGGGCCACGUGUUCCCUAAGCGGGCUCCCUAUGCGCGGCCCAAUUUCCUACAGAACACUGCUCGGGCGGCGGAAGUGUGGAUGGAUGAGUACAAGGAGCACUUCUACAAUCGAAACCCCCCGGCCAGGAAAGAAGCCUACGGAGAUAUUUCUGAAAGAAAGCUACUACGAGAACGGCUGAAGUGCAAGAGCUUUGACUGGUAUUUGAAAAACGUGUUUUCGAACUUACACGUUCCAGAGGAUAGGCCAGGCUGGCACGGAGCUGUUCGCAGUAUGGGGAUCUCCUCUGAAUGUUUAGAUUAUAAUGCUCCUGACAACAACCCCACAGGUGCUAACCUUUCACUGUUUGGAUGCCAUGGUCAAGGGGGCAAUCAAUUCUUUGAAUACACUUCAAACAAAGAAAUCAGGUUUAAUUCUGUGACAGAGUUAUGUGCAGAGGUUCCUGAGCAAAAAAAUCACGUAGGGAUGCAAAAUUGUCCAAAAGAUGGGUUCCCUGUGCCAGCAAACAUUAUUUGGCAUUUUAAAGAAGAUGGAACCAUUUUUCAUCCACACUCAGGACUCUGUCUUAGUGCUUAUCGGACACCUGAGGGCCGACCUGAUGUGCAGAUGAGAACUUGUGAUGCUCUGGAUAAAAAUCAAAUCUGGAAGUUUGAGAACUAAAAGAGCACAGCAGCACUUUGGUCCUGAGCUGACGGUAUAUCAGGAAAGUCAGAGAGUCUCCAUGGCGAUUAUAUUUUAUCAGAAAUCACCCAGUGGUCACCUAUGAGAGGGCUGUAUAACCUGUGGUUCAUCUUGGCACAGAACACAAACUGAUGUGCAGAGAGCGCUGUUUCGCGUUUGAAAGUGCCUUACUUAGAGGUUGUUUAUUUCAGAGCUCUGUCAGUAUGGUUUCUUCUCCUUAAAGAAGUUGACUGUGAAUUGAGAUACACAAAACAUUUAGGUGCCGAUGAUAUUACAGACUGUAAAAGUCCCAAGUAAAAUAAGAGAUGAUUUUUGUUGAUGGGUGAGUUCACUGCACAUCCCCCGCCCCCUUUUUUUUUACAAACUCUUAAAUGUGCAGUUUGAGCUAAAGCUGUUUUGAUUAUACAUAGAAUUUGGAUUUCUUUAGCCAACACAUUAACUUUUAGGAUUUGUUUCUUUUUCCUAAUUUUUUAAAAAUGAAAUGGAAAUCAAAGAAAGUUAAUUUUAAGGAGAAAGGCCUGGUUUGGAUAUGUGUGUCAUUAGAAGAGGAAUUAGUUUGAAUGUGAGUUUGGAAGUCUUUUUUUUUUACAUAUAGACAUCUCAGAAAAAUAUACCCACAUUUGAAUGAAAUGGGGAGAUCUUUACAUUCCACACUUUGUAAACUUGAGCUAUUGGACUUAACUGAGCUAUAGUGAUACCUCAAAGAGCUUUGAUUUCAUAACCUGUCCUUUCUUUGAACUUGUUUGUGUGUUAGGGCAUUUUCUGAUUGCACUUCCUUAAGUUAUGAAUGUACUAUAGAGGGACUCACUCAGAAUACUGUACUUCUUUCCUUUGUUAAUGCUUAAUCACUUAAAGUAAAUACAAUUGAGGCCUCUCUGAAGUUAAACCCAACUGUGUUUAUUGAAAUGUGUGAAACCGAAAGUGGGCCCUGUUCUGCAAAGGCUGUGGAACUCUUCUGUGAGUUCUUGCUUUAGGGCAUUUCAGGAUUAAUUUUAAGAUAAGGAAAGAAGCCUGUCUUGACCAUGGUGAAUGCUGCUUCCAGCUUACUUCCACUGAGCCUCGCACUUAGGCAGCUUUCCGAAAAUGGGAAAAUGACUGACUGAAUGAGUGAAUGGCUCAGCCCAGGAAUGUGACUGGUCAAGUCAUUUGACCAAAUGACUCAGAUUGGCCCUCACUUUCCUGAUCUGUAAAAUGUGGAUGCUGGAUUAGAUUGAUCCUGAAGAUCUCUUCCAGCUCUGAAAUGUUAUGAUUAUACAUUAUAUCCGUCUCAGUUUCAAUCAUUGUGCAAUCUUUACAACACUUUUUAUCUCUCCACUUUGAACAUAGGUAAUGUUUUUGAGCAACGUUCAGUCCAGUUAUGAAGCUGGGAAAAAGAAAUGGUUUUAUGUGAGCUGAGCUCACCUGCUGCAGUGGUUCAUUUUUGGAUUGAGUGGAAAGUUGUUGUAUUCAUUUCAUUUUGACAAUUGUUGAACCAAUUUUUGUUUUUGUCUGUAAUCUUUCAAACUGUAAGUAAUCUUUUGGGGCAAGGAUGUAAAUAUUUCCCAAACUAAAUAAUUGGAGAAGUAAACAUACUUGAACAAAAGUAUUUUUACUGGUUUUAUUGCAAUAUUAUGUCUAGAAAUCUAAAUUUAGAAUUAAAUCUCAAUUAGUUCACUUUGGCCUAGAUUUUUGAAAAAUACAUGCUUGAUAAAGAAUUAAUCUACAGUCCUUAUAUGAAAAGUUGUUUUCAGUGUCUACUUAAUGACCUAGUAACUUUGCAAAAUCUGAAUUUAAGAAAAAAUUUUAGGAUAGUUAUUUCAAAAAGUAAAAUUGCUCGGUGUCUUGAAUUUUUUAUUUUUAUUUUGCUUCUUAAAAUGAAAAUGUGUUAUUAACGUUCUGUAAGUUAUCUGGCAACCUUAAAGUUUAUCAAAGAAUUGCCCAGAUCCCAUGUGCAAUUGUGCAUGGCCCUGGGUAUAACUUAAAGAGGACUUAUCAUAGUGCUCUGAAUUUUACAAAAGGGUUGACUGACAACAGAUAUUCUCCUAAACCCACCCUCUCCCCAUGCUCAGUCUGCCUUUUUUUAAUUAUUAAGUUAGCUUUUCUUUUUUAAUUUAUUUUUAUUAUUAUUCUUAGCCCCCUAUCAAAUGGGAGAACUGAAAUGGAUAUAUUCUGGAAGUACAUACUGGAAUUAUUUUUAUUCUAGUAUCUUGCUGCUCAUGUAAGAGGGAAAGGGAGCAUUGAAAAGUAGACUAGAGCUUAAUUCUUUAUUUACUUUUGGUCUAAAUUUCAGGGCUUUUGGAAGAAAUUUUAGGCUAGUGCUUUAUUUACAUCAGUAAUUUAUUUGGAAGAGUUAGGUUGUUCAUUCCUUACAAUCCUGUACAUAACUGAAGAAUGAGACUUUCACUUUUCAUGCAUAGGCAUUUCCAAUUUAAUUAAAAAAAAAACACUAUAAAACUGCAAACAAAACAUAUUUGGAUGCCCUACUUCUAAUUUAUUGGUACCAAAGCUCUCAUUUGUUGGGGGCAAUUAAGAGUUGACCUUUUAAGUUAAUUUACAUGCUUAAUAAUGUUAGUAAAAUAUUUGCUAAACAGGUUUCAACUUUAAAUGGCCAGUCACUAUGUCAUUUAGUAUAUGAGUCUCUGAAUAGUUAGACCAUCUAUCUAGGCAAUUUUAUAAGUCAUUAAAAAAAAAAAAGAGAAGCUAGUCAUAUGCAGGAUCUCUAUAACUCAAAGUAACUUGUUAAUAAAAGAAAAUUUGUAUUCAUUACAUGUUGGCAAAUCAAGCAUUUGUAAAUUGAAGACAAGGUUAUUUUUAAGUUGUGUAGUCAUAGUUGAUUUAGGAUCUCAAUUUGAAUUGAUAGAACAGUUCUCAGUUGUUUGUCUUUUUGAGUUCCUAUUUUAAGAAUAUUUUUAAAUGAGCACAAAGAAUGUUGAGAUUCAGCCAGGCAUGGUUGAGCGUCGACCUAUGAACCAGGAGGU